Molecule: messenger RNA, 1875 nt
Organism: Chlamydomonas reinhardtii
Lineage: Eukaryota; Viridiplantae; Chlorophyta; Chlorophyceae; Chlamydomonadales; Chlamydomonadaceae
Exons: 5
Coding region: 210-1685 (491 amino acids)
Source: RefSeq, a predicted model, not a curated record
GUGCCAAGCUCACACACGCGUGCGCGAACCAUUUCGCACAAGGCAAGGGAGAGCGGGCUCGCGGCAGACCCAAGCGCAUCGCCCGACCUUUCAGCUGCCCCGAGCUCCUCUUUCUUCAAAUUCGCGCCCCUCGCUCCGCUUUCUACUUCGCGCCUUGCAUCCUUGGACCGCAACAACGAAACUCUUUGACAAACGGUUCCAGCAGCAAUAUGCGGUACCACCACGACCAACGCCAGGGCCACCCGGGGCAGCAGCAGCAGCAGCAGCAGCAGGAGCCACACGUCUCUCAUCUCAACAACCCGCCGGGCCCGCCGCACCCAGCCAACAAGGCCCUGCUGGCCACGCUGAUGCUAGCGGCAGCACUGGUGGGCUUUGCCGCCGGCGCCUGGACCGGCGGCGCCGGCGCUCAUGCCGCCGCCGGCUGCAGCACCGGUGGCAAGUACGAGCUGGUCGCGCGGCACGGCUUCAAGGGACACCAGCAGCAUCAGCAGGGGCACCAGCGGCGGCAAGCCGUCGCGGCGGCGGGGCCGGGGGCAGGAGAGCAGCAUGUGCUGGGGCAGGGGCAGAGGCAGGGGCAAGGGGGAGGGCAGGGGAGGCGGGGGCAGCAGGGGAGGGAGGAGGCGGAGGCGGCGGCGCUGGCAGUGCUGGACAUCCCGCAGCCCACCACCUUUGAGCCGGUGUUUCCUGAGAACCGUGCCGCCUCGCUGGCCAGGGCCAAGGCUGCUGCUACAGCCGCAGCUACUGCAACUGCCGCAGAGGUGGCGGCGGGGGUGGGGGCGGGGGUGGGGGCGGGGGCUGCUGCCGACUCCGCCGGGCCAGCGGCGGCAGUAGCUGGACGCGUCGGCAGCAGUGCGAAUGGUGGUGCGGGUGGCGCGGCGGUGGUGCUCCUGCGGGAUGAGGUGGCGUACCUGCGGCGCAAGGUCCGCUCGCUGCGCUCCGCCUACGGCGCCGCCUACUGCGACCUGCACGGCAUUGGGCCCUCCGGCGGCUUCUGCCUGCAGCCCCCAGCGCCCGCUGCUACUGCCGCUGCUGCUGCCGGUGCUACCGCUGCCGCUGCUACUGCCGCUGCUGCUACUGCCGGCCUGGUGACGGGCACACUGCUGGAUCGGCCGCUGUGUGACGCCAUUGCGAGGCUGGUGGCAGGCGCCCACGUGGCAGACUUCGGCGCCGGCCGCGGCCAGUACGGCACCUGCCUCGUCAGCAGCCCCGCCGCAAAUGCGAACAACGGUUACAACGCCAGCAGUGCGGCAGCGUCGGCGGUUACUGCGGUUGGUGGCAGUGUCGGUGCGGUGUCGUACACAGCGUACGACGGCGGCGAGGGCGUGGAGGCGGUUACGGGAGGCGCCGUACGGUUUUUGGAUCUGGCCGAGCCCACGUGGCUGGGUGUGGGCUACGACUGGGUAGUCAGCCUGGAGGUGGGCGAGCACAUCCCGCCGCACCUGGAGGCCGCGUUCCUGGGCAACCUCAUCCGACAUGCGCGCCGGGGGCUGGUGCUGAGCUGGGCCGUGCCAGGCCAGGGCGGCCACCACCACGUCAAUGAGCGGCCCAACGACUACAUCCUGGCCCGGGUGGCGGAGCUGGGCGGCGGCGCGUUGCGGCACAACGCCACCGCAGCAGCGCAGCUGCGCGCAGCUAGCUCGCUGGCCUGGUUCCGGAACACGUUGCUGGUGUUUGACCGGGUUUGACCGGACCGGCGGCUGCUGAGGGCCUCAAUGUGUGGAGCAAAGGGCUUGGGAGGCGGUGGCGCUGAUUGCAGGCGAGGGCAGGCUAGAGAAGCGGGGGGACGGCGCCGGGGGUGCGACGACGAGGGGCCGCGGUUCGGCGAAGGGCCGCGACCUCGGCCAGUUGCACGGCUUCUCGCUAUACUUUGUAGAA